AUGGACGACCGAUACAUCGUGAAGUUCGGCCAUUUGGGCAGUUCAACAUGUCGGCGUCAGGUUGUCAUAAGGGCAGGUGUGACGUUUUCGACAAAGCCUACUUCUGCAAUUCGCAGGCGCACUUUUGGACAUGCUCCUUUUUCCAGGCCCACAUACCUUUUGGCAGAAGCCAUGCCUUGUUUCAGUGACAAGGGAUUUGGCCGCCAUCGCAACACGCAUCUCAUGAACGCAAACGUGAGCCGAUACCAUCUGGCCCCGCUCCCCUUGACAAAUGGGUCCAGACGCAUUUUGACGACAGGGUUUCGGGGCACAAAC
This is a messenger RNA of Protopolystoma xenopodis, 315 nucleotides long. The record is from the annotation of a GenBank genome assembly. NCBI's taxonomy places the organism in Eukaryota, Metazoa, Platyhelminthes, Monogenea, Polystomatidea, Polystomatidae.